GACAAGUGACUGCAUAAGGAAGAAAAUGGCCAGGACCAAGCAAACCGCUCGUAAAUCCACCGGAGGAAAAGCUCCCAGGAAGCAACUCGCUACCAAGGCUGCCCGUAAGAGCGCCCCAGCCACCGGAGGCGUGAAGAAGCCCCAUCGUUACAGACCUGGUACCGUUGCUCUGAGGGAGAUCCGCCGCUACCAGAAGUCCACCGAGCUGCUAAUCCGUAAGCUUCCGUUCCAGCGCCUGGUCAGGGAGAUCGCUCAGGACUUUAAGACUGAUCUGCGCUUCCAAAGCUCAGCUGUCAUGGCUCUGCAGGAGGCUAGCGAGGCUUACCUGGUCGGUCUGUUUGAGGACACCAACCUGUGCGCCAUCCAUGCCAAGAGGGAAGAAACAGUAACCAUGAGUGGAAGGGGCAAGGGAGGCAAAGGACUCGGAAAGGGAGGCGCCAAGCGUCACCGUAAAGUUCUCCGCGAUAACAUCCAGGGAAUCACCAAACCCGCCAUCCGCCGUCUUGCUCGUCGUGGCGGAGUGAAGCGUAUCUCGGGUCUGAUCUACGAGGAGACCCGCGGUGUGCUGAAGGUGUUCCUGGAGAACGUGAUCCGUGACGCCGUCACUUACACCGAGCACGCCAAGAGGAAGACCGUGACCGCCAUGGACGUGGUGUACGCUCUGAAGAGACAGGGCCGCACUCUGUACGGCUUCGGCGGUUAAACUCAUUCACACCAACUGAAAGAACUCAACGGCUCUUUUAAGAGCCACACACUUUUUUUUAAGAGCUUCGUUCUAAUACGAUGUACUAUUUAUAAUAUGGCAACAGUAGAAAUCUCACAUUUCGGGCAUAGUCUUGAUUUGCUGAACAAAGUAUGUUAAACUAUAACUGGUUCAGACACUUGCAUUUUGUUUGUCUGUAAACUGUAGCAUUACAUAAUUGUUUAAUCCAGUCAAAAAGGGAUCUUGGGAAUUUGUGUUCAUCAGCAUCAUCCUCUGAAGGAGAUAUUCCCCUUCAUGUCAUAGAAGGGAAUCAUCAAAGAGCCAAGGGGUUUAGUUUCUCCCUCUUCCCUUUGAUAAAAAUACUUGUUACAUUGUAUACUACAUCACAAUAGAACAUGUACAACAAUUAAAUACCUCAUAUGACCAUG
Messenger RNA from Maylandia zebra (zebra mbuna), 1131 nucleotides. Lineage: Eukaryota; Metazoa; Chordata; Actinopteri; Cichliformes; Cichlidae. The record is from RefSeq and is a predicted model, not a curated record.